AGGAACGUAAGGUUUUGAAAGGCCAGAGUUCCCUUUUAUACCGUUCCUUCGUGCAAAAUGACCAAAGGUACAUCAAGUUUUGGUAAGCGACGGAAUAAGUCACAUACAUUGUGCAGACGAUGUGGACGCAGCUCGUAUCACAUCCAGAAGUCACAAUGUGCUCAGUGUGGAUAUCCUCAGAAAAAAAUGCGGUCAUAUAAUUGGUCUGUAAAGGCUAAAAGGAGGAAGACCACUGGAACUGGUCGCAUGCGUUACUUGAAGAUUGUUCGCCGUAAAUUCAAGAAUGGAUUCAGGGAAGGUUUACCAAAACCAAAAUCAGUUCAAACUAAAUAAUCUUAACUUUUAUCACCAUG
Messenger RNA from Habropoda laboriosa, 353 nucleotides. It is a transcript of the gene RpL37a, whose product is annotated as 60S ribosomal protein L37. The transcript has 4 exons. The coding region runs from base 58 to 333 and encodes 91 amino acids. Gene Ontology annotation, molecular function: structural constituent of ribosome; RNA binding. NCBI's taxonomy places the organism in Eukaryota, Metazoa, Arthropoda, Insecta, Hymenoptera, Apidae. The record is from RefSeq and is a predicted model, not a curated record. Gene Ontology annotation, biological process: translation. Gene Ontology annotation, cellular component: ribosome; cytosolic large ribosomal subunit.